Messenger RNA from Thecamonas trahens ATCC 50062, 2842 nucleotides. Its product is annotated as plasma-membrane proton-efflux P-type ATPase. Lineage: Eukaryota; Apusomonadida; Apusomonadidae. Gene Ontology annotation, biological process: regulation of intracellular pH; proton export across plasma membrane. The transcript has 2 exons. Gene Ontology annotation, molecular function: ATP binding; ATP hydrolysis activity; P-type proton-exporting transporter activity. Gene Ontology annotation, cellular component: plasma membrane. The record is from RefSeq and is a predicted model, not a curated record. Bases 18 to 2825 code for a protein of 935 amino acids.
UUGACCUCGAAGCCACGAUGUCCAACAACGACUUCUUUGGCUCGAUCAACUCGGACGGGCUGACCGAGCGGUCGCCGCUGGUCCGGCCGGCACAGGCGGGCGGUAGCAACGCCAAGGUCGAUCCGUACUCAUCGCUCUUCCCGGCGAGUGAUGAGGUUGCGGCGCAGGGGCUCUCAUCGAUGGAGGCGCAGGUUCGGCUGGAGCGUGUUGGGCCGAACGCGCUGGAAGAGAACGAGAAGCCGUGGUGGAAGCUCCUGCUCUCGUUCUACAUUGGCCCGAUGGCGUAUCUCAUCGAGCUUGCGGUGGUGGUCACGCUGGCGCUGCGCGACUGGGCCGACUUUGGCGUCCUCUUUGGCCUGCUCAACAUCAAUGCAGGCAUUGGGUUCUACGAGGCGAACAAGGCUGGCAACGCGGUGGCGGCGCUCAAGUCUGCGCUCACGCCUGUGGCCAUGGUCAAGCGCGACGGCGAGUGGACAGAAAUUGACAAGGCCAACCUUGUGCCUGGCGACCUCAUCCGGCUCCGGAUGGGCGACGUGGUGCCUGCCGACUGCAUCCUGCUUCCGCUGGCCAACGCGACAGACGUGCUGGAGAUUGACCAGGCGGCGCUGACGGGCGAGUCGAUUCCGGCCAAGAAGGCCUCGGGCGACCUGUGCUACGCGGGAUCGUCGGUCAAGCGCGGUGAUGGCGACGCAUGGGUCAAGGCGACCGGCAAGCAGUCGUUCUUUGGCAAGUCUGCGGCGCUGAUUGCAGGCGUGGAGGCCAAGUCUCACUUUGAGCAGGUGCUCGAGUCGAUCACCAAGGUCCUCAUUGCGGUGGCAUUUGUCCUGGUCACGGCGCUCAUUGUGGCGCGGGUCAUCCAGCAGUCGACUGCCAAGGGCAAGGACCUCAACGGCAAGUUUAUGGGUAACCUGACCAAGCAGGCCCUGGUUCUGCUUGUGGCGUCGAUUCCGAUUGCGCUGCCUGCAGUGUCGACAGGAACGAUGGCCAUUGGCGCAAGGACGCUGUCCAAGGAGAACGUCAUUGUCUCGCGGCUGUCGGCCAUCGAGGAGAUGGCUGCAGUCGACAUUCUGUGCUCGGACAAGACAGGGACGCUGACCAAGAACGAGCUGACGCUCGACGACCCGUGGCUCAACCCGAUCCACCCGGAGCUGACGCGGGCGGACAUUGUGCUGGCGUCUGCGCUCGGGUGCGACCCGGACCCUGCGAAUGCCAAGGAUGCCAUCGACUCGUGCAUUCUGGAGUCUGCGGCGCGCGAGCUCGACGCAGGUUUCCUCUCUGCGCACCACGUGCUCUCGCACGAGGCGUUCAACCCGGUGACCAAGCGGACAAUGGGCGAGGUGGAGGACCCCAACGGGCGGCGGUUCCGGGUGUGCAAGGGCGCGCCGCAGGUCCUGUUCAACCUCACCAACGAGGACGGCUCGACCACCUUUGACGCUGGCGACCGCGGGCGGGUCAACCAGGCCAUGGAGGAGCUUGCCGAGCGCGGGCUGCGGCCGGUGGGCGUGGCAUGGGAGGUUGACGGAACAUGGCAGUACCUCGGCCUGCUCUCGUUCCUCGACCCGCCGCGCGACGACACCAAGACCACCAUCGAGCAGGCCAACGAGCUCGGCGUCGAGGUCCGGAUGAUCACCGGCGACCACGUGGCCAUUGCCAAGGAGACGUGCCGGCGGCUGGGCAUGGGCUCGGACAUCCAGGGCUCCGAGUUCUUCCGCCGCAUGCACGAGGAGACCGACGAGUACAUUGCGCAGGUGAUCGAGGAGGCCGACGGCUUUGGCGAGGUCCUUCCCGAGGACAAGUACGCCGUGGUGGACAUUCUCAUGCAGAACGGGCACGUGUGCGGCAUGACUGGUGACGGCGUCAACGACGCGCCGGCGCUCAAGCGGGCUGACGUCGGCAUUGCCGUCGAGGGCUGCACCUCGGCGGCACGGGCCGCCUCCGACUUUGUCAUCCUCUCGCCGGGCCUCUCGGUCAUCAUUCUGGCCAUCAAUCUGUCGCGGACCAUUUUCUCGCGCAUGCGCAACUAUGUCAUCUACCGGGUUGCCUCUUCGCUGUACGUCCUCAUGUUUGUCUUCCUCGCCGUUGUCGUGUACAACGUCGAGAUCCCGGCGCUCGUCCUCGUCCUCAUCACGCUCCUCAAUGACGGAACUAUUAUGACUAUUGCUUACGACAAUGUGCCCAUUUCGCCGCGCCCGGUCGAGUGGCGGCUGGUCCGCGUCGUCAUCAUUGCCAUUGUGCUCGGCGUGCUCGGCGUGGCCGAGUCGUCGGCCGCGGUCUUCCUCUCGCACACCCACGGCUACGGGUUCAACCUCGGCCGCAAGAUUGACGUGCCGACCUCCAACGGCGCUACGAUGCAGAUUAACGACAAGACGUACGAGGACAACCAGCGGUCGACGGUCGCGUACCUCGCCCUCUCGCUCGGUGGCCAGCUCUCCAUCUUUAUCGCUCGCACCCCGUCGUUCUUCUUCACCCGGGCGCCGGCGGCUCUCCUUGCCGGCGCCGUGGCCUUUGCCGCCCUCGCCGCCUCGCUCCUCGCUCGGUACUGGCCGUUUGGCCAGGACCUGGAGGGCAUCUCGUGGUCGGACAUUGGCGCCGUCUGGGUCAUCAUUCUUGUUAUGGUUGUCGUCAAGGACAUUGCUAAGGUCAUCGUCUACAAGAUCCUUGACUCUGCCGAGGCCCGCCUCGGCUCGUCGUCGACCGAGUCGCGGCUCGAGGACCGGGUUAUGGCCUUUGCCACCGUCGAUCGCGAUGCCGUCCGCCCUGACCUCCGCUUCUUUGCCCUUCCCAUCUCGGAUCGCAUUGCUCCGCUCCCGUACUCGACGAUUUAAAGCCACUACACUUGGCA